AAUUAUUAUUUAAACCCCUAAAUAUUCCUCUUUUCUAUAUUUAAUUAAUUAAAUAUAAUUACAAUAAAUAAAUCCUUCAAAAACCAAAACACUCUUCUCUCUCUUUCUCUCUCUCAACCUCUCAAUACAGAGUAUCAGAGCCGUUACCGUACACUUUACUGUUUUUCUACAGUUCUUCUCAUCUUCAGCUUCGUUUUCUUCUUCUCUCUUUUACAUUUUUUAAAAAAAAAAAUAUUUUUUUGGGUUAUUUAUCGCUCAGAUUUGGGAUUCGGUGUUUUGUGGAGUUCUGUAUAGUGUUUUUCGAGGGUUAGGGUUUCGGCAUUAUGAUGUGAAACCCUAGCGAGGUGGGGGGUUGGUUGGGUUAGGGUUUUGUGAGAUCUGGAGUAGGGUAAAGGAGGGGGAGGGGGGACUUUGCAAUGGGGAAUUGUUGCAGAUCUCCGGCUGCCGUUGCUAGAGAAGAUGUGAAAUCGAACUUUUCCGGUCACGAUCAUGGCCGGCGGGACUCGAAUGCUGUGAAGAAGGCGCCGGUCACUGUGUUGACUGGGGUUCCGAAGGAGAAUAUUGAGGAAAAGUAUUUGGUGGAUCGGGAGCUUGGUCGUGGCGAGUUUGGUGUUACUUACCUCUGUAUUGAGCGUCAGACGAGGGAGUUACUGGCUUGUAAGAGUAUUUCGAAGCGGAAGCUGAGGACUGCGGUGGACAUUGACGAUGUGAGGAGGGAAGUGGCGAUAAUGAAGCAUUUGCCGAAGAAUUCUAGUAUUGUGACCUUGAAGGAGGCUUGCGAAGACGACAAUGCGGUUCAUUUGGUUAUGGAGUUGUGUGAGGGUGGCGAGCUUUUUGAUCGGAUUGUCGCUAGGGGUCAUUAUACAGAGCGAGCGGCUGCGGCGGUGACAAGGACGAUUGUGGAGGUUGUUCAGCUAUGUCACAAGCAUGGGGUGAUUCAUAGGGACUUGAAGCCAGAAAACUUUUUGUUCGCGAACAAGAAGGAGAAUUCGCCUUUGAAGGCUAUUGAUUUUGGGUUGUCCAUAUUUUUCAAACCAGGUGAGAAGUUCUCUGAAAUUGUUGGCAGUCCAUAUUAUAUGGCUCCAGAGGUGCUCAAGCGGAGUUAUGGACCAGAAAUUGAUAUAUGGAGUGCAGGAGUUAUUCUCUAUAUAUUGUUAUGUGGUGUUCCUCCUUUUUGGGCAGAGUCUGAACAAGGUGUUGCACAGGCAAUUCUUCGUGGCCUAAUAGAUUUUAAACGUGAUCCAUGGCCCAAUAUCUCAGAAAGUGCCAAGAGUUUAGUGAGGCAGAUGUUGGAGCCUGACCCAAAGAUAAGGCUAACUGCAAAACAAGUUCUUGAGCAUCCGUGGCUCCAAAAUGCUAAAAAAGCUCCUAAUGUCCCUCUUGGAGAUGUUGUCAAGUCAAGGCUAAAGCAAUUUUCAAUGAUGAACAGAUUCAAGAGAAAGGCCUUGAGGGUGAUAGCAGAAUUCCUAUCCACUGAAGAAGUUGAAGACGUAAAGGAACUGUUUAGAAAGAUGGACACUGACAAUGAUGGUAUUGUUUCAAUUGAAGAAUUAAAAUCUGGACUUAAAAAAUUUGGAUCCCAGCUUGCAGAGUCUGAAGUUCAGACGCUUAUUGAAGCUGUUGAUGCUAACGGGAAGGGAACACUGGACUGUGGUGAAUUCGUUGCUGUUUUCUUACACCUACAAAGAAUGGCCAAUGAUGAGCAUCUUCGCAAGGCCUUUUCCUACUUCGACAGGGACGGGAACAAUUACAUCGAGCCAGACGAGCUCAGAGAUGCAUUGAUGGAAGAUGGAGCAGAGGAUUGUACAGAUGUAGCCAACGACAUUUUCCUAGAAGUAGAUACAGACAAGGAUGGGCGUAUUAGCUACGAUGAAUUCGUGUCAAUGAUGAAAACCGGAACAGAUUGGAGAAAGGCUUCUCGGCAUUACUCAAGAGGAAGAUUCAACAGUCUUAGCAUGAAGCUGAUGAAGGAUGGUUCUUUAAAUUUGGGGUAAUUGCUAGUGAUUGAAGCACUCGUGGAUGAGGUUGAAUUUUCAACAAUAUGGAAUGGAUACAAAAGAGGUGCUGUAUCAUUUUCUGCCCAUCUGGUACUUGCUUUCUUUUGUGAUUAUUUGAUAGUGUCCCAUAGAUAAAAAUGGGCCUACUUUUGCUUGGUGCCUUAGAAGGAUGAUGAUGAUGGAGGGGUCUGAGUACAAUUAUUUGUCCCAGGCAAAAAAUGUUGAUUUGUGUAAAAACAUCGGACCUUGUAGCCUACGGCACGACAUGUAUGAUUCUCUGUCCUCUUUUUGCCAUUUCAACCUUUCUGUGAUUGUUUUUGGUUGACAAUGUGGAGUUGAACUACGAAAGUGCUGUAGCAUACUGUUGUAAAAGAAAUAUGAAGGUCUUUCUUUGUAGUGUGCAUGUUAUUGGCCACAACUCAGAAUUACGAUUCUGCCCCUACCCUUCAAUGGAAAAAGUAAGGUUUGUAUUUGUA
Humulus lupulus (European hop) is the source of this 2473-nucleotide messenger RNA. RefSeq names its product calcium-dependent protein kinase 13. Gene Ontology annotation, biological process: intracellular signal transduction; peptidyl-serine phosphorylation; protein autophosphorylation. Gene Ontology annotation, cellular component: nucleus; cytoplasm. NCBI's taxonomy places the organism in Eukaryota, Viridiplantae, Streptophyta, Magnoliopsida, Rosales, Cannabaceae. The transcript is spliced from 7 exons. The record is from RefSeq and is a predicted model, not a curated record. Bases 417 to 1994 code for a protein of 525 amino acids. Gene Ontology annotation, molecular function: calcium ion binding; calcium/calmodulin-dependent protein kinase activity; ATP binding.